CGUGAUUUGUCGGAAUACAGUUGGGGAAAAGUGGUAACUAGUAGUGUUAGUGGAGAAGUGGUAGCUGAGUUGGGUCAUGUCCUAAUUUAGGGUGCGAUAAUUUAUGAGCACACGUAACUACGGGAGGAGUUCAGAGAGGAUGGAGGACCACCUGAUUGAAAAUGAGACCUCCUUUUACGUGAAGGCGGAGCAGUACUGGAAAGACAUCCCGCCCACUGUGGAUGGAAUGCUUGGAGGGUAUGGUAGCAUUUCCAGCAUCGACAUCAACGGUUCCAAAAAGUUCCUGCAGAAAUUCCUUGGGGAAGGCAAAGGUAAGACGAGACCAGGCUGUGCCCUGGACUGUGGCGCAGGAAUCGGCCGCAUCACCAAGCGUCUUCUCUUGCCGCUCUUCCGUACCGUGGACUUGGUAGACGUGACCCAGGAGUUCCUGGACAAAGCACGCUCGUACCUGGGUGAAGAGGGCAAGAGAGUGGAGAACUACUUCUGCUGCGGCCUGCAGGAUUUCCAGCCUCAGCCGGAUCGUUAUGACGUCAUCUGGAUCCAGUGGGUCAUCGGUCACCUGACUGAUGAUCACCUAGAGCAGUUCCUCAGGCGAUGCCGCAGUGCCCUGCGUCCCGAAGGCCUGAUCGUGGUGAAGGAUAACGUGGCAUACGAGGGCGUCGUGCCUGACGAGGUGGACAGCAGUGUGUGCAGAGACCUGUCCUUAUUACGCCGCAUAGUGGCCAGAGCUGGACUCAGCAUCAUCCAUCAGGAACAGCAGCAGAACUUCCCUGAGGAGAUCUACCAGGUCCACAUACUAGCUCUUAGAUAGGAGAUGCCUGCCUACCUACCUAAAUAAUGCAACGUUUUAUGAGCAAGAUGUUACACACAAUUGUUUCUUCCUGCCAUUUUUAAUGAUGCAUCAGUUUGGGACACUGCAAAAUGGUCAAUAUGUGCCUGUAUUAAGGGUCUGCGGUUUUAAGCAAGGCAGUUUUCAAGGUCUGAUUUGCACCCAGAUCCCUGGACUACCGCUAUCAGAGAACACAGAUUUCAUAUGAUAGUAUAAUAGUUAGCCAUUUUACACUUUUAAGAUAUCUAAAUCUCCGCUCAUCUGUAGUUACUCGCAGGAUGUUUUUGGACGAUAGAAUCUAUGUAAACAAAAGAACAUGUUUGUGCUUUCAUGGAAAUAAUGUUUGAUAUUUGAGGUAACAUGAAUUUUGGCCCAAACUCUGUGUGAGAGUAAUGUGUCUAGUUUGUGCAUAAGUUAUUAAGAGACAGAUUCAUGUGUGCAUGUAUUGUAUUUGUUUUGAGUGACUGUGGAUUUAAAUACAUAAAUAGCUCUGUAGAAAA
Molecule: messenger RNA, 1329 nt
Organism: Ictalurus punctatus (channel catfish)
Lineage: Eukaryota; Metazoa; Chordata; Actinopteri; Siluriformes; Ictaluridae
Gene: ntmt1
Product: N-terminal Xaa-Pro-Lys N-methyltransferase 1
Exons: 4
Coding region: 104-811 (235 amino acids)
Biological process (GO): N-terminal protein amino acid methylation
Cellular component (GO): cytoplasm
Molecular function (GO): N-terminal protein N-methyltransferase activity
Source: RefSeq, a predicted model, not a curated record